AGUAGUGCCUAGUGAAACUGUAACGUUAUUUCACCAAUUAUAUUCAAAGUGAUGUCGCUGCAAUGACAAUGACAACUUCAUUUCUUAAAACUUUGUCCUACUUACUGUGGGUUUGGUCUAGAUUUGUUGUUAGAAUUCUGUAGUGUGAUCACGAGUUGAUAGAAAAUUGUAUAUUUUAUGCAUCUAUUUUCAAUACUUUUGAAUGGUUUCAGGAGGUAAAAGUUUUGGAAAAUCCAUAUUUGAAGAAUAUAACAAGAAUGCGCAAGUGGAUAUGUUGUGCGGGUAAAAAAGGAGUUUCAGAUUCUUCAAAUGAGAACACAAAUCAAAAGAAUCAAAAACCACAAGAUCUUGCAAAGCCUAAGGAGAUUCUUCCCAUUAUAGUUCCUUCCUUGUCAGUGGAUGAGGUUAAUGAACAGACUGACAAUUUUGGACCAAAUUCUCUGAUUGGUGAGGGAUCUUAUGGAAGGGUAUACUAUGCAACUCUAAAUGAUGGAAAAGCAGUUGCUUUGAAGAAACUCGAUCUUGCACCUGAAGAUGAAACAAACACCGAGUUUUUAAGCCAGGUUUCCAUGGUUUCAAGACUAAAGCAUGAGAAUCUCAUUCAACUGGUCGGUUAUUGUGUUGAUGAAAACCUUCGUGUUCUUGCUUAUGAGUUUGCAACAAUGGGAUCAUUGCACGAUAUUCUGCAUGGUAGGAAGGGAGUUCAAGAUGCACUACCAGGUCCAACACUUGACUGGAUAACAAGGGUGAAGAUAGCCGUUGAGGCAGCUAGAGGUUUAGAAUACCUUCAUGAGAAGGUUCAGCCUCAAGUAAUACAUAGAGACAUAAGAUCUAGCAAUAUACUUCUUUUUGACGACUAUCAAGCAAAAAUUGCUGAUUUUAAUCUUUCAAAUCAAUCUCCUGAUAAUGCUGCUCGUUUACAAUCUACAAGAGUUUUGGGCAGCUUUGGCUAUUACUCUCCAGAAUAUGCUAUGACUGGAGAGUUGACACAUAAGAGUGAUGUAUAUGGUUUUGGGGUUGUACUUCUAGAGCUCUUGACAGGGAGGAAACCAGUUGACCAUACAAUGCCGCGAGGCCAACAAAGUCUUGUAACUUGGGCUACACCGAAACUUAGUGAAGAUACAGUAGAGGAGUGUGUUGAUCCAAAGCUAAAGGGAGAAUAUUCUCCUAAAUCAGUAGCUAAGCUAGCAGCGGUGGCAGCAUUGUGUGUGCAAUAUGAAUCUAAUUGUAGACCAAAAAUGAGUACAGUUGUGAAAGCUUUGCAACAACUUCUUAUAGCGACAGGCUCAAUACCGCAAUUCUAA
This is a messenger RNA of Arabidopsis thaliana (thale cress), 1304 nucleotides long. RefSeq names its product Protein kinase superfamily protein. Gene Ontology annotation, cellular component: cytosol. The transcript is spliced from 7 exons. Gene Ontology annotation, molecular function: kinase binding; protein kinase activity; protein tyrosine kinase activity. The coding region runs from base 258 to 1304 and encodes 348 amino acids. NCBI's taxonomy places the organism in Eukaryota, Viridiplantae, Streptophyta, Magnoliopsida, Brassicales, Brassicaceae. The record is from RefSeq and is marked reviewed.